CUAACUGACCUCUCAACCUCUCACCCUGAUGGGCCUCUCCCUGCAGAUGCCCUGCUCUCUGACCUGGAGACUACCACCUCACACAUGCCAAGGGCAGGGGCUCCAAAAGAGCGACCCCCAGAGCCCCUCACGUCUCCCCUGCCCUAUGGCCACCAGCCACAGGUGGGGUCUGGGGAGUCUUCAGGAGCCUCUGGGGACAAGGACCACCUAUACAGUACCGUAUGCAAGCCUCAGUCCCCAAAGCCUGCGGCCCCUGCGGCUCCCCCCUUCUCCUCUUCCAGUGGUGUCCUGGGCACAGGGCUCUGUGAGCUAGACCGGUUGCUUCAGGAACUUAAUGCUACUCAGUUCAACAUCACAGAUGAAAUAAUGUCUCAGUUCCCAUCUAGCAAGGAGACUGCAGAGGAGCAGAAGGAGGACCAAUCUGAGGACAAGAAAAGGCCCAGCCCCCCUCCCAGCCCAUCCCCUGUUCUCCCAAAACCUUCAGCCACCUCGGCCACCCUGGAGCUGGAUAGACUGAUGGCCUCACUCUCUGACUUCCGAGUCCAGACCCAUCUUCCAGCUUCUGGGCCAACCCAGCCACCGGUGCCAAGCUCAGUGAAUGAGGGCUCCCCAGCCCCACCAGGGCCAACUAGCAAGGGCAGCCUCGACACCAUGCUGGGGCUGCUGCAGUCCGACCUCGGCCGCCGUGGCAUCCCCACCCAGGCCAAGGGCCUCUGUGGCUCCUGCAGUAAACCCAUUGCUGGGCAAGUGGUGACUGCGCUGGGACAUGCUUGGCACCCGGAGCACUUCGUUUGCAGCGGCUGUUCCACCGCCCUGGGAGGCAGCAGCUUCUUCGAGAAGGAGGGAGCCCCCUUCUGCCCCGAGUGCUACUUUGAGCGCUUCUCGCCGCGGUGCGGCCUCUGCAGUCAGCCCAUCCGACAUAAGAUGGUUACUGCCCUGGGCACCCACUGGCACCCAGAGCAUUUCUGCUGCGUCAGUUGUGGGGAGCCCUUCGGAGAUGAGGGUGAGCGCGCCUCACACCCGCCCCCCCGCUGCGCCCUCGGGAAUUUUUCCCCUUCCCGAUAA
This is a messenger RNA of Miniopterus natalensis, 1065 nucleotides long. The record is from RefSeq and is a predicted model, not a curated record. Lineage: Eukaryota; Metazoa; Chordata; Mammalia; Chiroptera; Miniopteridae.